Aphis gossypii (cotton aphid) is the source of this 698-nucleotide messenger RNA. Its product is annotated as myosin regulatory light chain sqh-like. The record is from RefSeq and is a predicted model, not a curated record. Lineage: Eukaryota; Metazoa; Arthropoda; Insecta; Hemiptera; Aphididae. Gene Ontology annotation, molecular function: myosin heavy chain binding; calcium ion binding. The coding region runs from base 130 to 651 and encodes 173 amino acids. Gene Ontology annotation, biological process: locomotion; post-embryonic development. Gene Ontology annotation, cellular component: cytoplasm; myosin II complex. The transcript is spliced from 4 exons.
CGUUGGUCUGUAUCUAUGGUUACAUGGUGGCACUUAUAAUCUUUGAAAUAACACAAUAAUUAAUAGGUCAAUUUUAUGACAAAGUUCAACAUUCAAGGUUUCAUAGGAUAUUUAUAGCGGUAAUUAGGCAUGUCAUUAACAAAAUCAACGAAAAGUUCAGUCACCAAAAAACGGGCACACCGUGAACUGUCAAAUGUUAUUGCCAUGUUCGAUCAUCUACAGAUACAAGAUUUCCGGAGAGCUUUUAACUUGGUGGACCAAAACAACGACGGACUUAUCGAUAAAAAAGAUUUGUACGACAUGCUGAUCUCUCUCGGUAUAAAACCCAAUGCCGAUCAUUUGGUGGAGAUGAUAAAUGAUGUUUCCAUUCCAAUUAAUUUCCAAAUGUUUCUGACGUUGUUUAGCAAAAGACUCCGUGGUACAGAUCCUGAAGAUGUCAUAAAAAAUGCUUUUAGCUGUUUUGACGAAAACAACGAAGGUUUUAUUGAUGUGGACAGACUACGUGAGCUUUUGGUUACGAUGGGAGAUAGAUUUACAGACGAAGACGUUGACGAGAUAUUUCACGAAGCUCCUAUUUCAGAAGGGAAGUUAAAUUAUAUUGAAUUCAUACGUGUUUUGAAACAUGGGGCAAAAGAGAUCGAUAAUGUAUAAAUUUUAUUUUGUUUACUGAAUACAUCAAUUGAGAUUUCACGCAAAAA